AUGAUGAAUUUAAUUAGAAAGGAUUGGUCUCAAAAGCUUGAUGACUCUCUAUGGGCUUACAGGACAGCGUACAAAACUCCUCUCGGUAUGUCUCCUUAUCGACUAGUAUUUGGCAAAGCUUGUCACUUACUGGUAGAAUUGGAGCACAAGGCAUAUUCGGCGAUCAAGAAGCUGAAUUUUGAUUACCAAGCAGCAGGUGAGAAGAGGUUAUUGCAGCUGAAUGAAAUGGAGGAGUUUCAUAAUGAUACAUAUGAGAAUGCUCGCAUUUACAAAGAGAGGACUAAGAAAUAUCAUGAUCAAAUUAUUUUAAAGCGAAAUUUUGUGCCCGAACUGCAAGUUUUACUGUUCAAUUCUCGUUUGAGGUUAUUUUCGGGUAAGCUUAAGUCCCGAUGGUCUGGUCCGUUCGUCAUCACCAAAGUUUCUCCUUUUGGUUCGGUGGAAUUACAAAACAAUGAUGGUUCGAUUUUUCAAGUGAAUGGACAGAGGUUGAAGCAUUAUUUUAAUCAGUUCAACAAGAAGGCGGAGACAAUGUAUCUCAAAGAUAGAGAUUAA
Molecule: messenger RNA, 552 nt
Organism: Humulus lupulus (European hop)
Lineage: Eukaryota; Viridiplantae; Streptophyta; Magnoliopsida; Rosales; Cannabaceae
Exons: 1
Coding region: 1-552 (183 amino acids)
Molecular function (GO): nucleic acid binding
Source: RefSeq, a predicted model, not a curated record